This is a messenger RNA of Schistosoma bovis, 3731 nucleotides long. The record is from the annotation of a GenBank genome assembly. Lineage: Eukaryota; Metazoa; Platyhelminthes; Trematoda; Strigeidida; Schistosomatidae.
AAGGGCAGGGCGCUAUGUUUAAGAAGGUUGUUUUGGAGGGACGGUCUUCAUCGUUUUGGUGAUUUCGUGAUAUACUUUAGACAUUAUGUGAUGUAAAAUAAAUUGUUCGUAGAGCUAUCAUUAUUAUAGUAUAACAUUUUGGAAAGUAGAAAGUGUUAAAAUUUUAGUACGUAAACAAGUUACUGCUCUUCGUGUUAGUAUUUCAAACAUUUUGCCAUUCACUUGCUGAAGAUCCUCAUAGUCAAUAUUCAGGUUUAUUCUUAUGAUAUACUUGUAGACUUCAUACGCAUUGAAGAUCGAACUACUACUACUCUUAAGAAACUAGUCACGAGAUUCUUCCGGACGGCAUCCAGACGAAGUUUAGAAUUAUUUGUAUGAAGUCUACAUCUAUUUCCGUGUGUUUCAUUUAACAAAGUGCCUUUUGGAUCUUUAGUUUGAAAUGUAUCACUGCAUUGCUUCGUUACAAUCGUGGCACCAUAUUAUAUUCUAGUGACCAUAGAUCUUAGUACGGUUCUGUUUAGUAGGUAAUAAUUCAUUUAGGGGUUUGCAAUGCCGUUAACCUUUUAAAAGUGCGUAGUUAGUGUGUUUAUGCCGUUGCUUUUUAGAUUACAAUAAGGUAACUUGAUACGCUUUGGUACAUAAUUGCUAUUUGUUCUCUAAUUGUUAGAGUUACUACCGACUAAGUUUUUUUGGAUACAGUUCUUGUCUCAGUAAACUUGGUCUGCCAAUGAACUCCAGAAAAAUAGCUCUGUUACAAUAUCACGUAUUAAUGUAUUUUCUUUCUCACCCACUGUGACAUUCCCUAUCCCCCUCGUCUUUCCACUCACAAACGUGAAACAGUUGGUAGCAGUAAUUUAAAUUGUCUCGUAAGAUGACAGGCACAUUUUCUGUUGUUUAUCACUGUCAAUGCUAGCUUAUAUAACUUUCAUCCAGUGAAGAAUGAUCCAUUUUAUUGAGCGGUUCAGACGUAAAAAAUGCCAGGCAAAUGAAUAACAUCAAAUAAACAAAAUCACCUCAAAAUCGUUUAACUCUAUUAAUUAGUGUUCUUUAUCCUCAUUUCAUCGAGAAGAGUUCUUGUUUUUGAAUCUAGGCUGUGGCUAUUCAAAUGGACUAGCGUUAGUUACUCAUUGCAUUACUCAGUUUGUUCGGCUGAGCCCUAUAUCUCUAGACUGGUACUGGACUCCUGAAGUGGAAACGGCUAAGAGGAAUUCAGAACAACAACUUGAGCAUCCUUAAAUCUCCCACCUAACUAAUCAUACUCUUCAUCCUAGGUUUUCAACAUAACUUUAAGAUACGAUUUUCGUGUCUCAAUAGGCAUAAAAUUCUGUAUAUGCAUAUAGGGUGACUUGCUUGACAUGCACGGAUAGUAAGUUUAGCAAAUAAUAGAGGAAUAAAUAAAACCAUGUGUUUUCUAUCAGUAGGGCCCGAUUUUUGACAAAAAAGUUGAGAAAGUUUAGCCCAUCUUAUGUCUCACAUUAAUUAGUAAGGACACAGGAGACUUGUCUAAUUUGGCUUUUAAAGUUUUUGUUUACACGGGAUUAAGUAUGAGUCGUAAACAGUAGAUAGAUUGCCAUUAAUGAAAUUUUUACACUAGAAUCUGAUUUAAUGCAGAAAAAUUCACUACACGUGCCUGUACAUAAGUUAUAUUUUUAAAUGCCUCAUCAUGUAUUAAUUCACAUAUAUUUCGUUCUGUUCACUUUCGUUGUAAAAACAAAUCGCUGUUGUUUUUUAUUCUCUUUUACACAGAUCCCAUUCAUAAUUUAAAUGAAAUGUUCCGCAAAAGCUUUCUUGCUUGGCAUUUUAGUUUAAUUCUGUUAAUUGAUAAUUCAAAUGGUUCAGAUGUUGAAUUCGAAUUCCCCCCCAGUCCUUACUCAUCAGACUUCAAGAAAUGUGGACUCGACAAAAAGGGAUACGUUUGUGAUCCUGAUAAAAUUCUUGACUAUUCUGCUAGACAAUCAAUAAAUGAAUUGUUAUUACAUUAUCCUCGAGAAACACCAUGUUUAUGUCGUCAUCCGUGUUUUAGAAAUGAAGUUAAUCAAAACGCUAGACUUGUUGUAACAGCACUAGUUUCGAAACCAUUUUCAAAUAAAAAUGCUUCAAUUGUACAAUAUGCAAACAAUAUUCGAAAUAAAUGGAAAAUUGGAGCAUGCAAUGGUAAUGAUGUUUUAAUUUUAAUCACAGAAAAAGCUCUUCAUAUUUCAUAUGGUUCAUUAGUAGCACGAGCUUUAAACUCAGAAUGUACACGUCGUUUAAUUGGUCGUUUUGAUGCUAAUAAAGAAAUCAUUACAAAUAUUCGUCAAACAGCAUUUAUUCUACGUGAAUAUUUUCUUGAUCCAUGUUUAUGUCGACCGUGUAAAACUGCUUAUUCAUGGUUUAAAAUACCAGCUAUGCUUUUAGCAUGUUUUUGUCUAUUAACAUGGUUAAGUUUAGUUGGUCGUAGAGCAUAUUUACGUCGUAAUAAUUUGAAUACACGUCCAUAUUGUUCACUAUCUGAUCUUACUUAUACAACAACAAAUAGACAUCAUUAUCAUCAUACACGUUCAUCACGUUCUGGACGUAUUCGAACUGGUGGAUUUUCUUCACCAUUUAAUAUAUGGGAAACAAGACCAUAUCGUUCAAAUAGUAUACAUGGUAUAGAAAAUACGAAUAAUAUGUCAAAUUCAAAUUGGUGUAAUCUUUCUUCAUAUUUUGGACGACCUAAUGUUCUCUGUUCUGAUGGAUUUCGUACUACACCUCCACCACCCGCUUAUUCCAGUUUAAAGCAUAUCAUUCAACCACCACCAGCUUAUUCAGAAAUCCAAUCUACUAAUGAUCUACUAGCUAAACAAUGUGUUAAUACAUCAACGUCAAUAACCACUACUUUAAAUAUAGGAAAUCCAACAGAAAUCGAACAAUCACAACUUGAAUCAAUGCAUAUAACAUCAUCACCUAAUAUUACUACUACUACGACUACUACUACCACCAACACAAAUUCCCCGCCUUCUUAUUCUGAAGUUGUUUUAUCACGUUCCAAUAAUUCGAAUAACUAUCAGAUCAGUGAUAGCAAUUCAUCUUCAAAUACUAAUGAAACAGACACAACAUACACAUCGAAUCUUGAUACAUCGAGUACAACCACAAAUUAAUGAAUAAUACAAAUUCCCUCUCUCUCUCUCUCUCUCUCGUUUUUUCUCUCUUUUGUUAUUAGAAAAACAAGCAGCAAUUGUUAUUCGAUUAAAAACAAAAACUAUAUAUGAAUUAUCAGAUUUUUUCCGUCUCUCUCUAUUCAAUAGUCUCAAAAUAUUUAUUCUCUUUCUUUUUCAAAUGCCAAACAAACCACUGCAUAGUUUUCUUAUUUGAAUUCAAUGUUUCAGUGUGUGUUUUUUUCUAUGGAAACUUUUUUCUCUCUCUCUCUCUCUUCCUAGCAACUUUAUUUUUCUUUUGUUUUGUUUUGUUUUUUGAUUAAACAUAUUUGAUGAAUGAAUAUUAAUCUGUGAUGCUUUAUUAUUUUUUUUUCUCUGUUCAGUUUUAUUUUCUUUUUGUUUUUGCAAAUGUUGUAUAUUUUAUACAAGCGUAGAUACGUCAAAUUGUAAUACUAUUAUGAUUUUCUCUGUUUUCAACAUAACUAAGAUCUAUUAAUGCUAUUUAUUUUGGUUAACUCCGCUUUCACAUUCUUUAUUCAUCUUCUUCUAUUGAACGUGUACAAAAAAUAAAACUAAUUUCAAUAUUAUAUAUACAUAUAUAUUCCAAAUGCU